AUGAAUUUCAAGGCAGGCUCUGAUGGAAAGGUGGCUUUUAAGGACUUGAAUGUUUUGUUUGAGAUACUGCAGAAUGAAAGAUACUUCAAGAUACAGAUAAUAACACUUGAAUCGUAUGAUGUUUUCGAAGAAGCACUUGCGGAUAGGCAUGUUGAGUAUGUGCUACAGUUCAGCUCGAAUCUAAGGCCUUGCUCCCUGCCAGUAGUUAUUCUGGCCGACAGCGAUGGCUACGAUGUUCCUGAGAAGGGAAGAUACAUUCUUCUGAGCAACAAGCGCCACAGGGAUUUUGUACAGAUGGUGCUGUGCCCCACUGUUGAAGAGAGACUUGCGAUUGUUGGAGAUAAAUAUGUUGUGCAUGCGCAUGGAUCGAAGAGCAUUACUGCGCUUAGGCGCAUAGCCUGUAGUAUACAGACUGUAUAUGAAGAUUUCUUUUCAAAAGGACUAAAUUAUCUUGAAAGCAUAAUCAUGCUUGUUGUAAAGCGUAAGAGCAAGUUCACAGAGAUAUUGAACGGUGUAAAUGAAAUUGAUGCUGGCCUGUGCAAUGGAUUUGUGCUGCAGAUGAAACUUAACGACUUGGUUAUGAAAAUGUUUGUGACAAGAAAGGGAGAUAGCUACAAGGUGAAUGUCAGUGAUGAGGUUUUGAGAUGUAUGUGGCACAGAGCCGGGCUUUCUGAGUUUGUGUGA
This is a messenger RNA of Ordospora pajunii, 684 nucleotides long. RefSeq lists its product as uncharacterized. Lineage: Eukaryota; Fungi; Microsporidia; Ordosporidae. The coding region runs from base 1 to 684 and encodes 227 amino acids. The transcript has a single exon. The record is from RefSeq and is a predicted model, not a curated record.